UGGGAACAAGAGCCUCCUCACUCAGUGCACGCUGAGGGCCUGGGGACAACACAACUGCAGGCACAGCGAGGAUGCAGGCGUCAUGUGCUCAGGUUGGCCCAAGGACUGCAGUGAGCUCUCUGCAGGCAGCCCCAGCGUCUACAUCAUCCAGCCCUCAGGGCUGCACCCCCUCGUGGUGUACUGCGAGAUGAACGUGACGGAUGGGGGCUGGACGGUCAUCCAGAGGAACAGCCACAACACAGACAUCACCUGGGCCGAGUCCUGGAGCGCCUACAAGUACGGCUUUGGGAACGUGCGCGGCGACUACUGGCUGGGCACCGAGUACAUCCACCAGAUCGCCAAGCAGAAGGUCUACCAGGUCAGGUUCGUCAUCUCAGACAACGCAGACAACGUCAAGUUUGCAGACUACAACCUCUUCAGCGUGGAGGACGAGGCCCAGGGCUACCGGCUGCGGCUGGGCUCCUACGCGGGCACAGCGGGGGAUGCCAUGGCUUUAGCCAAUUCCGCCACUGUGCACGACAACAUGAAGUUCUCUGCUAAGGACUUGGAUCAGGACACCAACAGCAGGAACUGUGCCUCCGCCAAUGGGGGCGGCUGGUGGUAUUCGUCCUGUUACUCCAUACGGCUCAAUUUCAAGGGCGGCUUGACGUGGAGCGGUCUGUGCAGCGGCAACUGCAAAGCUUCUGCCAUCCUCAUCAAACCAGCUACCUACUGCUAG
Messenger RNA from Lagopus leucura (white-tailed ptarmigan), 718 nucleotides. Its product is annotated as fibrinogen-like protein 1-like protein. NCBI's taxonomy places the organism in Eukaryota, Metazoa, Chordata, Aves, Galliformes, Phasianidae. The coding region runs from base 83 to 718 and encodes 211 amino acids. The transcript is spliced from 2 exons. The record is from RefSeq and is a predicted model, not a curated record.